CUCGGCCUGACUCACCUAUUGGCCAAUUCAUUGUAAACCAAUAAUACAGUUUAUAUAUAACAGCUGUUUUACCAAGUAUUUUAUUAUUUAUUAUAGUAAUUAGCAGUAUCCUGUAUACUACAUAGUCGUGGUCAGCUUCCCUUAGGUACCUGAUAUUUAAGUCGAAUUAUACCCCCUGUCACAACUCAGUAUAUAAUGGAUAGCGAUACCGAGAGCGAGAGUAGCUUCGAGCUACCUGACGAUAACUCUCGCGACGGCGGAAACGGCGGUAUCACUCCGAUCAGCCUCACGCGAGCACAAGCCCUGAAUCUAUACGUCAGCCAUGCUUUCUCGACUUGGAACGCUCGUGGUUAUGAGUUCGCCGCAAUCCUCUUCACGGCGGCCGCAUAUCCUGAUACCCUUGUAGCGGCUGCGUUACGCAUGAUCAUCGUAUACUUUGCCAUGAUCUUGUUCUCCAGCUCGGUUGGGCAAUGGGUCGAGAAGUCUCCCAGUAGGCUCCGCACCUUACUCUGGACUAUCGUUUGCAAUCGCGGCUCAGUUAUCCUCGGCUCCUUUUUCUGGAUCCUGAUAUUGAGUCAAGAGGACUUGGUAGGACGUCAAGCAACCUUUGUGUUACCUACAAAUGCUCUCCUCAAGGGUAUAGGGUUUGCUAUCGCGGUGACGUUGGGUAUUAUCGAGCGUUUGAGCGCGUCGGGGAACCUCAUCUCGAUGGAGCGAGAUUGGGUCGUCACCGUUGCUGCUCCUGCUGGUAACCCCUACGACCUUACUCAUCUAAAUGCUGUUAUGAGGAGGAUUGAUCUUGUCUGCAAACUAAUAUCGCCUAUCUUAACUUCGGCUGUUAUCUCAGCCCUUGGAUCGAUCCGGCUGGGUGUUGUAUUUACGGGACUUACUAGUCUUAUUAGCAUCCCAAUCGAAGUCUUCUCUGCGAGGCGAGUGUGGAAUAGCAGCCCCUUGCUACAAGCACCACGUGCAGUACCUACCUCACAGCCAGCCGUGGUAACGCAAGAAACGUCAAGAUCGUGGAUAUCGAGGACUCGGCAGUACUUUCAUGGCUUCGAAAUGUACUUCAGCACCUCCGUCUGGGUCCCGUCUGUCGCAUUAGCGCUUCUACAUUUUAAUAUGCUGACCUGGAGAGCCACCUUCGUCACCUAUCUAAUCAAUAUAGGCUACUCGCUCAAUAUAAUUACACUCGCCAGGGCUAUCGGUUCUGUAUUCGAGAUAAGUAGUACGGUUAUCACUCCCCGAGGUAUCGAUUACAUGGGAAAGACGCAUCAUCACGCUUCUACCCCCCCUAUAGACGAAGACGACGAGUCAGGGGUUCGCUUGAUCGCCGGUGAUCAGGAGGGAAGCCGGGAUGUCCAAACCUUGAUAGGAUUGCAACGGGUUGGGCUCUGGGGUAUGACUUGGCAGAUAAUAAAUACCGUACCGGUUGUUCUAGCUUUGUGGGCAAUCUCAGUACAGCAAGACGAGGCAGAGAACCUAUUUGAUGUUAUCCGGAGGGUUAUCAAUGAAAAGGUUCCACCCAAUGCAGGUUGGAGUGUCAUCUUAUUCUCAUUCCUGGCCUUCUCGCGGCUCGGCGUAUGGGUCUUUGACCUUACUACCCAGCAAUUGACGCAGACACUUGUCCCGGAACACCAACGGUCGAGUUUUGCGGGCACAGAGAGCUCGGUCGUGAACAUAUUCGAGCUCCUCGGCGCCGGUGCGGCCAUAGCUUUCCCUCGUACGGAGCAGUACAGGUGGCUAGCGUUGGCGAGCCUCGUGUCUGUGCUAAUUAGCUGGAUCAUGUACGCCGGUUGGGUCCGUCGACAGAGAGGACACCUGAUUCAUUGGGAGAAGCUAGCCCAGGGGCUAUGCGUCAAUGAACGGGGUUGGUGAAUGGUCGAGGGGUAGAUAGGGGGGG
This is a messenger RNA of Daldinia vernicosa, 1900 nucleotides long. Its product is annotated as Ferroporti-1. The record is from RefSeq and is a predicted model, not a curated record. NCBI's taxonomy places the organism in Eukaryota, Fungi, Ascomycota, Sordariomycetes, Xylariales, Hypoxylaceae. Gene Ontology annotation, cellular component: membrane. The transcript has 4 exons. Bases 196 to 1875 code for a protein of 559 amino acids. Gene Ontology annotation, biological process: iron ion transmembrane transport. Gene Ontology annotation, molecular function: iron ion transmembrane transporter activity.